AAACAAUAUACAUGUAGGUCGGAGAGACGAGAAGAUAUAUCGGUGGUGGAAGAAAUGACACCUGGAAUCUAAAUUCUAUUGCUCGGUAAUAUCCAAAAUCCAAUCCAAAUCUAUUCACUCUAGUUUCUUCCCCCAACGCGAAGUUCUUGUUCGGGGUGGUUCAACUCCAAAACAACAAUGGCCAUCUUCUCUGCGACGCUAGGCCCUUUCGGUGCCAUCUCCUUCCUCUCAUCUUCACAAUCACAACCACUCGACUCUUCUUAUUCUAUCCUCAACCAAUUCAAUUCCCUAAAAUACCCCCGCAAGUUCCCACUUUGCCACUGGCAUCGACAUUAUAAUCAUCACACUUCUAAAAUCUCCGUCUCUAGUAACAGUGAUACUCAAAUUGAUGAAGUCGAAACUAGUCUUCUUCCACGCCCUUAUGCUCCUAACUCAAUGGAGGCUCUUCGCGAUGCUCGGAGAUCGUCAGAUUGGAAGUCUGCAACCGCAUACAGAGAUAGUAAACUCGUUUACAAUGGUAGGGUUGAGGGUUUUAAUUCUGGAGGCCUGCGUGUUCGGUUUUACUCUAUCAUGGGGUUUCUCCCAUUCCCACAGUUGAGCACAGUCUAUUAUUGUAAAGAACCAAAUAAACCUAUUCAAGAUAUUGCGAAAGAAAUGAUUGGAUCCAUCUUAUCAGUAACGGUCAUUAAAGUAGAUGAGGAGAACAAGAAAUUGAUCUUAUCUGAAAAGGAAGCUACCUGGUCUAAAUAUUCAAAAUAUGUCAACAUAGGGGACAUUUUUGAAGCAAGAAUUGGUUCUGUUGAGGACUAUGGUGCUUUUGCUUAUCUGCGCUUCCCUGACGGUCUUUAUCACCUUUCCGGGUUAAUACAUAUCUCAGAAGUGGCAUGGGAUCUAAUUCAAGAUGUAAGAGAUUUCUUAAGAGAAGGCGAAGAAGUGAAGGUCAAAGUUAUUGGUAUUGAUAGUGUAAAAUCGAGGCUUUCACUUUCACUUAAACAGCUAGAAGAAGAUCCACUUCUAGAAACUCUGGACAAAGUAAUACCACAGAAUGGUUUAGCUGUUUCUGGUUCUUUCAGCGGUAAUAGCAGUCGCAUUGAUCCCCUACCAGGGCUUGAUACAAUUCUUGAGGAGCUACUGCAGGAAGAUGGCAUAUUAGAUGCAAGAAUCAGCCGUCAGGGGUUUGAAAAACGAGUGGUCUCACAAGACUUGCAGCUUUGGCUUUCUAAUGCACCUCCCUUGGACCAAAGGUUUACUCUCCUUGCUCGAGCUGGAAGACAGGUGCAGGAGAUACUUCUGAAAACAUCACUUGAUCAGGAAGGCAUAAAAAGGGCAAUACAACAAGUAUUGGAGCGUGUUCCCUGAGUCUCAUUCACUUCACUCCCAAUAUUAAUCACAACCUUUUUGCACAGCUUUCACAUUUGUUUCAAAGUUUCAGAUAGACAAAAUAUUACAGUUGUUGCAUUAUUCUUAUGAUGAUGUAGUAAUGUAUUUUUACACCCGUAAAAUGCCAAGUCGUGUUUCAUUUAACCAACUCCCAAAAUAUUCCAUUGUAAUAACACUCCGUAUGGUAAGAACAACAUUAUUAGCUUAUACAACAUUAUCAACUUAUUAUUUUA
This is a messenger RNA of Lathyrus oleraceus (garden pea), 1613 nucleotides long. RefSeq lists its product as uncharacterized. NCBI's taxonomy places the organism in Eukaryota, Viridiplantae, Streptophyta, Magnoliopsida, Fabales, Fabaceae. Gene Ontology annotation, molecular function: nucleic acid binding. The record is from RefSeq and is a predicted model, not a curated record. The coding region runs from base 178 to 1359 and encodes 393 amino acids. The transcript has 10 exons.